AUGUCAUUCAAUACUGAAGAUGAAUUAUAUCCCAUUAUCAUUGAUAAUGGUUCUGGCACAAUCAAAGCCGGUUUUUCUGUUGACGAAAAACCUCGAGUAGUUUUUCCUACUGUAAUCGGCCGUUUACAUCAAGCGAAAAGUCUACCUCAAACAAAUAAUAAAGAUCAAUAUAUUGGAGAUGAAGCAAUAAAAACUAAAGAAAUUUUAUAUAUUAAUUAUCCUAUUGAAAACGGUAUUAUUACAAAUUGGGAUGAUAUGGAAAAAAUUUGGCAUCAUACAUUUUACAAUCAACUUCGUGUUUCACCAGAAGAACAUUCAGUUUUGCUCAGUGAAACACCAUUAAAUCCUAAAGCUAAUCGUGAAAAAAUGACAAAAAUUCUUUUCGAACAAUUUAAUAUACCUGCUAUGUAUGUAGCAAAUCAGAGUGUUCUUUCAUUUUAUUCUUUGGGUAAAACAGCUGGUGUUAUUCUUGAAUGUGGUGAUGAUGUUUCACAUACUGUACCAAUCAAUGAAGGGUAUCCUAUAUCACAUGCAAUUAAUCGUCUUGAUAUAGCUGGACGUGAUUUAACUAAUUUCAUGAUUCGAUUAUUAGCCGAACGUGGUUAUUCAUUUACAACGAUGGCUGAACGUGAAAUUGUUCGAGAUAUUAAAGAAAAACUUGGUUAUGUUGCAUUAGAUUUUGAACAAGAAUUAACAACUACAAGUCGUUUGAAUAAUAUCGAGAAUUAUAAAUUACCAGAUGGUCAAAUCAUAACUAUUGGUAAUGAACGUUUUCGAUGUCCUGAAGCACUUUUUGUACCAGUUACAAUGGAUCGCGAUGAACCUGGUAUUACUGAAACUGUUUAUAAUACAAUUAUGAAAUGUGAUAUUGAUAUUCGAAAAGAAUUAUAUGUGAAUAUUAUCCUUUCAGGAGGUGAGUUAUAA
Molecule: messenger RNA, 924 nt
Organism: Rotaria sp. Silwood2
Lineage: Eukaryota; Metazoa; Rotifera; Eurotatoria; Philodinida; Philodinidae
Source: the annotation of a GenBank genome assembly